Molecule: messenger RNA, 4170 nt
Organism: Debaryomyces fabryi
Lineage: Eukaryota; Fungi; Ascomycota; Pichiomycetes; Serinales; Debaryomycetaceae
Gene: LRG1
Product: Lrg1p
Exons: 1
Coding region: 1-4170 (1389 amino acids)
Biological process (GO): signal transduction; actin cytoskeleton organization
Cellular component (GO): cytoplasm
Source: RefSeq, a predicted model, not a curated record
AUGUCACAUUCGUCAGAAUCUAAGAACAUUCCGGCAAACAAGAAGCCAUAUAAGAAUUUGCACACUUCGCCGUACAAGUUACAGGCCAGUGACAUUUAUAAUCCCAAUGACAGUCCAUUAAUUAACAAGCCUGUUUCCAAACAUAACGGAAUGAGAUUACACUUACGGAGUCAUAGUUAUGGCUACAGUAAUGAUAAGAAAGAUGUAACUGGAGGAGACAUACCAGUGCCUAAUUACGCACAUAAUAAUACUCCAAAUUGGAAGACUUUAAUCCCUCCUAUGCCAUCAUAUCCGCAACCUAGUUACAAGACUGAUAAAAGACUGCACUCACCUUCGCAACUGCAACAAAAACCAUUUCAAUCCCAACCAAGCACUCAAGUACCAAUACACGUACAACAAGCACCGGUGCAAGGCAAUCCACCAUAUCCUCAGUCACACACAAAAGCACCACAAAAUAAGCAACAGUCUGGGGGUCAAAAUUUAAGUAAGCCAAACCAAAGGCAUUCUAUUGCAGUAUCGCCAAGCUCAGAAAAGUCGAAUAUUAUGGGAAAUGAACCACCAUCACCAGCAUUAGCUCAUCAGCAUCAAUUUCACAAUGUACUGCAACUGCCCCCACCUCGCAUUCAAAAUCAACGGUCGAAAGUUCCACAGGCACCAACCCAAGAGACGCCUCCUUUCCAACGUCAAAUGUCAUCGAAUACCCCUGAUUUGUCAAGAGAGUCGUUGGAUCUGACUGACAUUCAAUCCCGUCCUUCGCAAGUACGCAAGAAAAGUAUGCAUAAAAAGAAAAAGUUCUGUAAAGGUUGUGGUUUAGAAAUUACCGGGCAAUUUGUUAGAGCUUUGAGUAGUGCUUUCCAUAUCGAAUGCUUCCGUUGUAGUGAAUGUGGCAAUCAGUGCUCUUCUAAGUUUUUUCCAUAUGAAAUGUUGGACGAGCCAACAGGUAUAAAAUACCAAGUUGCUCUUUGUGAAUAUGACUAUUUUAAAAAGUUGAAUCUUAUUUGUUUCAAUUGUAAUAAUGCUUUAAGAGGUCCAUAUAUUACUGCGUUGGGGAAUAAGUACCAUCUUGAACACUUUAAGUGUGCAGUAUGUCAGGUAGUUUUCGAGUCAGAUGAAAGUUAUUAUGAGCAUGAAGGUGCUAUAUAUUGUCAUUACCAUUAUUCUAAAUUAUAUGCAACACAUUGUGAAGGUUGUCAUUCUUCAAUAGUUAAACAAUUUGUUGAAUUGUUCAGAGGUGGAAGGAACCAACAAUGGCACCCGGAAUGUUAUAUGGUCCAUAAGUUUUGGAAUGUUUGCAUAUUAGCAGAUUCCGUUGGUUUAAGACAACAUUUCAAUAUCAAUGACAGUAAUGUUCCUAAUAUUACUAAAUUCCUAAAUGAAUCUAAUUUAAAACCUGAACUUUUAAUAGCUAUAGAACAACAUGUUGAAAAUACAAUCAUGAAUUGUUGGCUUACAUUAUCAGGAUAUGAAGAGACGACAGCAGCCUGCAUAUCUGAUAUGUUACUAAAUGCAUGUACAAGUAAUCAGUCAGGGGGCUUGAUUUCCACUGGUAAAUUAAUUUUGAAUGUGGAAGUAUUAUUCAAUGCUCUUGAUGUCGUUCAGGAUUUGUGUUCCAUCGUUAAUUCAAAUGUGACUUCUAAAUCUACAUCCCCUAACUUAUCUUCUUCUACACACAAUACUGAAAGUUCUGAAGACUUGACUUUCCUAGAGAUGGAUAUUUUCCAGCCCUUGAGAAAAGAGCCAAGGAAUAUAUCAGGUAAGAUUAUGAGUUAUUUAGCAAUAUUGAGAAAGUCGAUACAAACGUCAUUAUCUGGUAGUUUAUCUACAGAAUUGUUAGCUGUUGUAACAGGUUGUGCUCACUAUUUGAAAUUACUUAUUAGAAUUGGACUUAAUAAUGCGUUGAAAGUUAAUAAGUUACAAGGAACUACCGAUGCAACAGAUAAAUUUCUUCACUUGAUGAAAAUAUAUGAAGAGUUUAACAGCAGUAGUGACAAUAAAGUUAAUCGAGAAUUAAUAAAGAGCAGAUUAUCAAUUCCUACAAAUGCUACUGAUUCAUGUCAAAGUUGUCUGAAAAGUAUUGAAAAGUCUUGUAUAAAAUUUGAUAAUAAAAGAUGGCAUACGAAAUGCUUUGUGUGUUAUAGCUGCUCGAAACCAAUAGGAUCAGUUCGUGCUAUUCUAUCUCAACUGGCGUAUAAUAUAUCUAAUUCUCAGGCUUAUUGUCCGGAUUGUUAUAAUAGGAAUGACAAAGCUUUUGUACAAGGAUUUGAAGUAGUAAGUGACUUAUCCCAGUUAGUCUAUUUGUUGAAAAUAGCUUUGUAUCGCUCAAAGUCUGUUAUGAAGGUUGAAAAUAAGAAUAUUUCGCAGGUUAGGCAGGCUUCCUUGAAGCAGAAAAAUAUGUCAAUUAUUGAUGAAGAAAGUGCUGCGAGAAAUGCCACUGCGGACGAUUAUUCGAAAACACUAAAUGACGUUACGAGAUUAAGGACGAGCAGGCAAAGUCAAAAGCUUUCUAAUUCUAUCAAACAAAAUGCAAGAAAGUCUGUUAUUUUGGAAGCCCCAGAAGCUGAUAAGGCUAAGCAAGAUGAAACUAAUGAAGAAGGAAUGGUUGAUGAUUUUGAAGGUAGCAACGAAGAUAUAACUAAUAAACCUAACGAAACUGAAAGGAAAACCAGUGUUUCAUCCCAAUUAUCUUAUAAACAACAAUCAGAAACUGACCAGUUCAAUAUAUCAUCUAGACGGAGUAAAAAAUCAUUAAGAAUCAGAGAUGAACCUCAAAAGCACGCUACUAAUAACAAUCUUGAUCGAACGUCUGAUCUUUUACAAAAUGAAAAAUCGCUAACGUUAGAUGAUAUACCACGUAUUGUGGCAGCUGAGCAAGCGAGAGAGCAGCGUCCAAAUGCAUUUAAACAUCAUAAUUCAUUGUAUCAAAAGCAUGCCCCUAUGGAAUCGGUGAGAACUAUUCCUGCUGCAAGUACCAGUAAUGCAAGUAACCGUAAUAGAAAUAACAGCAAAAGCAGUAAUACUGAUAAUACAGGUAAUGAAAUACUUACACCAGGUGAUGAAGUUUCUUCUCAAAGUUCUAAGUAUUUUUCUGAGUUGAAUAAGUCUGAGCACUUCAUUUUAAGACAUAUUGCGGUUGAGGCAUUAAUUCAGAUUCUGAACUAUAAUAAAGAUGAGUUGCUAGGGUUAAUUCAAACACGUAAGUUACCAACCUUUUGGGAUAAAUUUAAGUUUGGAACAAGCGACCCAAAGAAGGAUAAGCAUUUAAACGUUUUUGGAGUUGAUAUACAAGAUUUAACAAAAAGAUAUGGAGUCGAUUCGGAUCUUGGUGUUGGCCCUUCUAAAUUGCGCAUACCUAUAGUGGUUGAUGAGAUUAUUAAUGCAUUGCGCCAGAAGGAUAUGUCAGUAGAAGGAAUUUUCAGAUUAAAUGGUAAUAUUAAAAAGCUAAGGGAAUUAACAGACCAAAUCAAUAAGAAUCCUCUUAAAUCGGCUGAUUUCAGUUCUCAAACUGCUGUUCAAUUGGCUGCAUUAAUGAAAAAAUGGUUACGUGAAUUACCUAACCCAUUAUUAACCUUCAAUCUAUACGACUUGUGGAUUUCCUCACAACAACAAAAAGAUGCAGCUCUUUGUAAGAGAAUUUUACAAUUAGCGUAUUGUAUGUUGCCAAGAAGCCACCGUAAUUUACUUGAGGUUUUACUUUAUUUUUUCAGCUGGGUUGCAUCGUUCGCUGAAAUCGAUGAGGAGACUGGAUCAAAAAUGGAUAUCCAUAACUUGGCUACUGUGAUAUCACCAAAUAUUCUUAUCUCAAAAAAGGCUUCGCAAUCUGACCAAUCACCUCCUCAAACAGGAGAUAAUUAUUUCUUAGGUAUUGAGGUUGUUAACAAAUUAAUUGAAUUACAUGAAGAGCUUUGUAUUAUUCCGGAUGACUUAUUAUUAUUCUUCGAAAAGUGCAAAUUCAACGAAAAUAAAUCCGAAAACAUAUCAACGAAAGAGAUAAUGAAUAAAUUAGAAAAGACAUCUAAAGAAAACCCUAACUUUUUCUUGAACUUCCAAAUGAAAAAUAAUAAUUUCAGUACUUCGGUGCAGCCUGAUGUUCAAACAAACAAGGUUUCAAGGGGACAUUCGAAAGUGACGAACGAAUCACAUGGCGAAACUUCAAAUGUCCAGCAUCCUUAA